AUGGCGCCUAAAUCGAUCGAAGAUAGAGCAACGCCCCAUUUUAAGAAAUUAUUGCAUGAGGUGGCUGCACAUAUAUUUCAUCAAUUCUACACGUGCUACCGAAAUGAUGGCCUUCCUGCACUUCGUUGGCCCGAACAUUUAUCAUUCUUGGCCAGCGGAGACCUUAUAGACGCAGUCGAUGAGCUUUUUAAAAUUAUAGAGCAUGAAGAACACGCUAUUUAUCUAACACUCUAUUAUGCCCGAACACUUUCUCAAAUUAAUUCAACCUUCCAAGUGGAUUUUACGUCUAUCACGCGCUUUAUUGCGAUUGCCAUAAUGCUCGCUCAGAAAUAUCUGGAUGACUGUAGCUGGGAGAAUAAAGUCUGGGCUCACCUGGCCGGUAUUCCCCUCGAAGAGCUUAAUCAAUUGGAAUUGAAGAUAUUUCUCGAUAAAGACUUUAGUCUAUUCAUCAAGAGCGAUAGUUACGACGAAUGGCUUAGACAAUUACGUCAAUAUGUACCUUUAUUACAUGCGUACAAAUGCAUGUCUGAAUUUAAACGUUAUUCUGCAGCAACCAAAAUUUUCUCAACUCUCGGUUAUCGUCAUCCCAACUAUUCGGGAGUAUGCUCUCAAUCGAGUUCACCAUAUACGAGUGAAACUUCAGUAAUUGACUCUCCGUUUAUCGUCGAUUCUCCCUUCGUCGUCGAUGACUCGGUCAUGGUCGAUGAUAAUCGACAAUGGGAUUAUGACCUUUUCACAACCAGUAAUGGACUAGUCGUAGAAGACUACUGUUUAGGCGCGAGCUGUUUGAGUCCUUUUUUGGAGAGACAAUACUCGCACUGCGCUGGCGCAAGUAGCAAGAAUCUGGCAUCCGCUCAGAUUAGAGAGAUUUGGGGAUCGCAGUGUGCAACGAAACACGAAAGCAAUCAUUGCGGAAUUCCAAUGGCUAUCCCCGACCAUCUGCGCCACGUAUGGGAUAUCACGUAUUGA
Molecule: messenger RNA, 969 nt
Organism: Paraglomus occultum
Lineage: Eukaryota; Fungi; Glomeromycota; Glomeromycetes; Paraglomerales; Paraglomeraceae
Source: the annotation of a GenBank genome assembly